UUGUUUCUGUCUCCCAUAAUCUUGAACAAAAAAUUCUUCUCUCUGAGUCAGAUAAACACAUCAACUUCAGUUUCUCUCUUAACUUUCUCCAACAAAAUGGAAAGGCACCGCCACCAUCACCACCACCUCCACCACCACACCAUUAUUUCGUCGCCGUCAUCGCCGUCACCAACUACUUUUGUUCAAGCAGAUGCCAACACUUUCAGAGACUUGGUCCAAAGGCUGACCGGCUUGACCAGUUCCGACUCUGAAAAGCUACCCGUUACUACCCCCGGCCCUUCUUCUCGACUCCCUUCUAAACCCGCCAUACCACUCGACCCAACCGCCCCGCGCCGGUCGCCUUUCAAGCUUCAAGAGCGGAGACACACCACGAGAAAGCUCGAAAUCAAGCUAGGCCACACCACUCUCCGUACCCCAACAAAUCAUUACUCUCCACGCCAAACUCACCGACUCGACUCACCGAUUCCUAGCCCAGUAACCCCACUGGGAUCCGAUUCUCUGUUUUUCCCCAGCUCAGGUACUGCUUCACCUUCCUCCCCCGCUCUUUCAGAAGAAGAAAAAGCCAUUGCUGAAAAGGGUUUUUACUUGCACCCAUCGCCUUUAAAUACACCAAGAGGAAGCGAGCCGCCGGAGCUUUUGACUCUGUUUCCACUAACCUCACCCCGUCAGAAAGCUCAAGAUUAGGGUUCAUGUCUACGUACAACAAAUGAAGAAGAAGAAGAAGGGUAAAGAGAAGGGCAACGAACGGCAAUCUUGGGCAAACUGAUAUGAUAAUGAUUGGGAUUUAUUAUUAAUAUUAAUUUAUUUGGAACUGGUU
Mangifera indica (mango) is the source of this 817-nucleotide messenger RNA. Its product is annotated as VQ motif-containing protein 4-like. The record is from RefSeq and is a predicted model, not a curated record. The transcript has 2 exons. The coding region runs from base 97 to 684 and encodes 195 amino acids. NCBI's taxonomy places the organism in Eukaryota, Viridiplantae, Streptophyta, Magnoliopsida, Sapindales, Anacardiaceae.